CAUAUGAAGAAAGGGAGAGAACGUAGACUGGUGCUGCUCCACACCGAACAGAGAUGACACAAACACAUUACCAGAGAAAAGGCUUCCACAAACAAAAGACAAUGCCCCAUUCAGCGAUCCCGGAGUGUGCGGUAGAUGAAAGGCACAUUUAGAUGGAGGUAUAAGAUUUAUCUUCUUAUUUAAUAAUGACUUCUUGGAUGCGAUGCAUAUUUCCUAUUCCUGUAUUAAGUGUAACCCUGCUGUUGUUAUAUUAUAACAACAGCCUCAUCAAGUGGAAAGCUUUCCAUAGGUUUAACGCAACUGAAGAAAGAAUCAUUUUACUGGAAGCUUGUGAUGCUCUUAUGAAUGGACGAAAAUCUCUAUUUGUACCUACAGCGACUAACGCCUAUGAAAAGUAUAACUGUCAGGAUUAUGUAAAGCACAGUCAUUACAUCACAGCUCCCCUUUCAGAAGAAGAGGCAGAUUUUUCUCUUGCUUACAUGAUGACAGUGCACAAGGAAUUUGAUACCUUUGAGAGAUUGUUCAGAGCCAUCUACAUGCCCCAAAAUAUUUACUGCAUCCAUGUGGAUGAGAAGGCAAGUGCAGAUUACUUUCAGGCAGUAGAGGAUUUAGUAAAUUGCUUUCCUAAUGCUUUUCUGGCCUCGAAAAUGGAGCCUGUGGUUUACGCUGGAAUAUCAAGACUACAGGCUGAUCUGAACUGCAUGAAAGAUCUGCUGAGAUCAGAGGUGCAGUGGAAGUAUGUGAUCAAUACGUGUGGACAGGAUUUCCCUUUAAAGACAAACAGGGAGAUUAUGCAACAUUUAAAAAAAUUUAAUGGAAAAAAUAUCACUCCGGGGGUCCUUCCUCCAGAUCAUGCCAUCCCCCGCACCAAAUAUGUCCAUCGUGAGGAUAUAGUACAUUCUUAUGUGCUGAGGACCAACAUUUUAAAGCCCCCUCCUCCUCACAAUAUCACCAUAUUCUUUGGGUCUGCAUAUGUUGCCUUAACAAGGGAGUUUACUAAAUUUAUUCUUGAAGAUCAGAGAGCCUUGGAUCUACUAAAAUGGUCUAAGGACACCUAUAGUCCAGAUGAACAUUACUGGGUGACACUGAACAGAAUACCAGAUGUACCAGGAUCUAUGCCAGAUGCACAAUGGGAAGGUGACCUCAGAGCAAUUAAGUGGAGAGACAUGACUGAUCAUGGAGGCUGCCAUGGCCAAUAUGUACGAGAUAUCUGCAUCUAUGGAACAGGGGACCUGCAGUGGUUAAUGAAUUCCAAUAGCAUAUUUGCUAACAAGUUUCAAUUGAAAUCUUACCCACCGACAGUGGAAUGCCUAGAACUGAAGAUCAGAGAGCGAGCUCUAAAUCAGAGUGAGGUCACCGCACUGCCUGACUGGUACUUGUAAGCAGAACACUGUGCACACAAAAACACCAUGAAGAAUUGAUAGAUAUGGAAAGGCAAUGAAAAAGUAAACAUCUUUAUUUUAACAACUGUCCUUAAAAGGCAAUUUGAGGGCAAGAAGCAGAUAUCUUCAAGCAACUUCCUUCAGACAUGAGUGAAACCAUAGCCUAAAUGCAUAUAUCAAAGGCAUGUAUGCCUGUAAUUAGAUUGUCCGUGACCCCAAUAAUGGAAAAAAUGCUUUAAUUUGCUGUCUGAAGAGUCAUGUCCAGAGCAACACCUCUCCCCACCUGCUUUCAUUGCCCUCUACAUCUUUGAUUGACAGCCAAGGCUCUCAGACCGCGCAUGUGCAGUGCAGCCACGGCGGCAGCCAACAAGCUAACCGAGUGUGCGCCGCAAUAUGGAUUGAUGGCGCAUGCGCAGGACUUUGCAAGAGCUUUGAGAGCCCUGGACAUUGACACGCCUCUUUGACUCUUUAGAUGGACAAUUACAUUUUUUUUCACUAUUGGGGCUACAGACAAGCUACUUACAAGUACCUUUACUCUUUUGUUAUCGGUGCUACUUAACUGUGCUAGCAGUUAUAUAGCAGAUUUCUAUGUGACCGUUUCCUUUUGAACAGAAAAAUUAAGCCAUUGCUGGUGAGCAAGGAAGAUCCAUUUAAGGUGAAAUUAUUGUAAAGGAAAUAGUACAUCAAUCUGUGUCCUCCUUACACUGUGGUCAAAGAAGUGUCUAUUGAGAAUCACUCAGACCGUAAUUCUAGUAACGCUGUGAAACACGCUAACUAUAUCUGAAGGCUAAACUACAGGGGGAUUUUUAGAAGCUUAAAGGGGUUGUCCUGUCUUUAAAAAUUUUAUUUAUCUGUUAGACCAUGAGUCUGAGGAGAUCAUGUGUCUCCUUGGGGGAGACUGCAAAGUCAUCAAAGAGAGCCCUAAAGGCCAGACAAUGCUCUCUUGAGGAAAAAUAUGCAACAUAGGUAGAACCUCUACCGUCUACUAUAGGAAGCUACCUUAAAUAUUUGGCACUGAUAUUUGUCUUUUCCAUGCUUACUAAAACAAAAGAGACACAGCGCUCCAUAGUGUGAUAACGUCAGGAACAGCAUCCUGCUGCCUGAUGAAGUGGAUGUCCCGCGAAACACGUUGCAUUAUGGGUAAUAAAGUUCCUUUGUUCUAAGAACGCCUGUUAGAUCCUGCUGAUUCCUCCUGAGGUGUGUUCUUUUCCAUGUUUAGUCCAAUGCCAACCCAGACAUACACUUUUUAUUUUGUCGGACAACCCCUAUAAUGACUGCAAGCAGAGAUAUUAAAAAGAAACAUGAGGCAAAAGGAAACAUGAGGUUACAUGGAAAGUUUCUUUAUUGUGCUAUGAGAACAUGUAAAACAAGGGGAAGUACAGUAACAUGAAAAUUGUUACUUGCUAGAUAUUUUGAUACAAAUGUAUUUAAUGCAAUAUCACCAAGCAUGAAGGUCAACAUCUAUCUAGGCAAAAUAAAUCUGUUAUGUUAUGGUUUGUACAUAUAUAGUGAACGCACUGUACUGUAUAUAUUUGCAUAAAUUAAUUUCACUGUUGUGCUCAAAUAUGGAGCACUGUAUGCACUGAUACUGCUGCUUUUAGAAAGUGUAUCUAUCACAAGGCACAACUUUUUCAUGCCCUAUUAAACAGGGGCUGAUAUUGACCUAAAAAAAUGACUGGCCAUUGGCUCAUGUAUUAGGGCCACAAGAUCUAAAGAUCAUACCAUGUAAUAGGCUUGGGCCAUGUAGUACAGUUCUUACUUAAUUUCUCGAAGAUGCCCUGUUAAAAAGAAAUUAUUACGUGCAACUGUACCCAGAAAGAAGUGCCCGCAUAAGAAAUCGGCAGCAUGUGACUGAAGUAUGAAAGGAAAUGGCCACUCGAUGUUGUAAGUGAAAUCAGCCAAUUAGUGCUUUAUUUAGGCCAAAUGCAGCUGAAUGCUCAUGUGGCCAAACAUGAAAGGAGCCAUAUUAUGACCUUCUUUUUGCCAGUAAGAACUGUCGAGAGGAGUCCUUGUCUGCAUUAGCCUAAAAAGAUGAUACAUUUUCUAUAUCUUAUAGGUGUCCUAACAUAAAGCAUAUAAUCUUGUGAUAGAUGUUCUUUAUACUACGAGGUAAAACAACUACAAUAGCAAGUUAACAGUUUAAGUAUUCUGUAGUCUUCUGCAAUGUUUAUUAAAUUAGAGCUUUACCUACAAAUGCUAUAUAUUAUGACAAAAUGACAGUAUCAGAGAAUCUUAUGGUGGUUUGCAUGCUACAAUUUGUCAUGUUACAUUAUCAUUCUAAUCUCAUCAGUUGCCUGUAACAAAUGCUUUUAGUUUCAUUUAAUCUGACAUGUAAAGGAAGUGAGUGUCAUCUGACCGAAUUGUGGUGGACACCAUGUGUAAACAGUGGUCUUUAUCAUCAACAUAGAAAUGAGUAGUGUCCUGGUAUCAGACUACAAUCAGUAUUAUAAAUAGAUGCAACCUAAUUCAUUCCUACAGACACACUUAAUACACAUCUCACAUUCUUUCUAGGUCAAACUUUCUGCCACCUUGAUAGCGGGACUAGUGCAGCUGGCAGGGGAAUUCUUGACAUCAAAACCAGAACUUUGACAGCCCCCAUUAAGGUCUAAGGUGUCUGGCAAAACUUACCAGUAUCUGUUUAAAAAUGGAUCGAGCAUAGUUGUCAUGACUCCAUGAUAAACGAGCUAUGACAGUGAUGUGAACAGAGCCUUGAUGAAGUUAGGCCAUAAGUUAGGUGCACACCCAGUAUUUUAUCCCCCUUUUUGGUCAGUAUUAUUACCAAAACCAGAAGAAAAUAACACAAAAAAUAUAAUUGAAAGGUUGGCACCUUUAUCUGUGGUUUGGACCCACUGCUGGUUAUGGUAAAAAAAAAAAAAAAAGACCAAAAUGAGGGCCAAAAAUACUGUGUGUAUAUAUAGCCUCAUAGUCAGAAUUCCAGUGGUUUUUGUUAGCUAUAAAUGUGACCUCUGCACCACAAGGUCAAGUUUAGAAGCAGAAAUGAGUGUCACAAUUCAGGUUUUCAAAUCAAUAUUAGGAAUGACACAACAAAGAAGCAAGAAGAAAUUGCUUGUAAAUUAAUGUUCCAGUUCAAGCCAUGUUCACACACAGUUUUCAGUCUUGUUUAUCCUCAAAAAAGAAUUACAUUUUUGGCAGCCAUCUUUUUCUAAAUAAGCAACUAUUAAAUAAUACAAUGUGUGCAUUGAACAUAUUAAAGGGGUACUCCAGUGGAAAACAUUUUUUUUUAUCAACUGGUGCCAGAAAGUUAAACAGAUUUGUAAAUUACUUCUAUA
Molecule: messenger RNA, 4672 nt
Organism: Hyla sarda
Lineage: Eukaryota; Metazoa; Chordata; Amphibia; Anura; Hylidae
Product: N-acetyllactosaminide beta-1,6-N-acetylglucosaminyl-transferase-like
Exons: 3
Coding region: 186-1382 (398 amino acids)
Biological process (GO): transforming growth factor beta receptor signaling pathway
Cellular component (GO): membrane
Molecular function (GO): acetylglucosaminyltransferase activity
Source: RefSeq, a predicted model, not a curated record